GUAGAAUACAAUGCCGUUUAAGAAUUAUUUUUGCGCUAGUGCACGCCGCACAGUGCUGCGAAGGAAAGGCCGCGCCGACGGGCGGCCAACAGCUGCGCAUUUCAACCGAUUUGUUCGUCAACCAUUCCAUGAGCGAGCACUCGCUAAUGAGUUGGCAGGUGGAACGAGGCAUCGUGUGUACAACGUAUUUGAUUCCAAAGCGGUCCAUAACGAUCUUAGAGGCCAACACCGGAGAAAUAACGCUGCGCACUUAACUUCUCAAACCGUGUUGCGCCAGGUGAAAGCCGAGAAUCUCAGUCGCCGGAAAGUUGCAGCGCCAGGUCGCAAAUACCUCCCAAUACAAUAAAAGCGUUCAUCUCCCGAUGAUUGUAGUUCUGCUAAAAGAAAAUUGUAUAGCUGUCUGGUGCGAAAAAAAAAAGUGGUUGAACCUGUCUUUUUUGUCGCGCCUUUCAAACAGCCAUUCUGAAGGGAGAAGGGGUCGUACUUAGUUGCCUUUUGCGCAAGUCACGAAAUACGCUUUCAAACGAAGCGCAGUUGUGUAAGGCGCUCACACUUCAAAAAGGAAACACCCUUUUCCGAUCAACAUCUGCUAGACAAUUGCCUUUCCUUCUGUUUCACACAGUGCUCAACACUUGUGUUUUUCUCCUCAAUGCACAAAGCUGUAAGUCAGAGAACGCUCUUGAAGCUCUUGUUUAUAGAGGCAGUUGAGUGCAUAUUAACAAAUUCUCGAUGCCGCUACUUUUAUUCGGUAAAUUCAAUUUCCAGUAUGAUGUCUGCUGUUGUUGUUUUCCCCUAUUCCAGUACUAUCGUGUUUUGCAGCGGUGUCAGUGUCCUUAAAUGUUUUUGAUUGGCUGCUACUUUUCUCAAACUGAAAGGUAGCAUUAUGAUUCUUCGCAGCUGAACCUAAAAUCAAAGAAAAACUUCUCACUCUCUGUUUCCUUCAUUUCUCUUCAGCGCUGUUUGAAAAUAUAAAUACAUUUAAUUGGUUGUGUCUCACGUGAGCCCGUUGCACCAUCUUUUGCCUUUUUUUUUCCAGUUCACUAAAAUAACAACUACUUGUUCUUUGGCGAAUAGUUCGUUUUUCAUGUUUGACAUGUAAAAACACCAUACACUUAUACAUAAAAGGAGCUUUUCUUUUAGCAUUCUACAUUGUUAUAGAAACCCUUUCAUAGAGUUUGCAAACGGGAUAGAAAACGAACGCAAAAAUGUCUGUUGAAGCAGUCAAGCGACAAAUUCUUAUCGCGGUCGACGCCCUGAAUGUUCCUUUAAACCGCAUCCCGAGCCAAAAGGCUGUUGUUGAGGCAUGCUCUGCCGCAAAGCUGCUUAGGAAUCGUCUACUGCGUGAACACACUCGCGUCAUUGAACGAAUCGAAGCUCUACGCGAGCGCCAGAUGUUUGACGAAGCAAGUGACGAAGAGACAGACUACGAGCGAGACGACGGCAACGCAAACGUGACGGAAACCGGUAUCAGCCGCACAGAAUUUGUUUUUCUGUGCGAAAUGAUGGUGGCUGAGAAGCUAGUCAUUCCGCUGCUAAAAGCUCAUGGAAUGAGUUUUAGUGACUCGCUGCUGCCACAGCUACUGAAGUUAUUAGCUGUUAUGCUCUUGCCAAUACCGCGGUACAGCGCAGACGAAUUGUUACAAAAAGACCUUCUGCAACGAAUUAAGACGAGGUGCGGCACAGACGAAUUUUUUGCUCUUUUGGUGCAAUGUGUCGCCCCUAUUGCUGAAAAACGCACCUCCGGCGAGUUACAACGUGAAGAUGUUGUCAUUCUGGAAAUCAUUCUCACAAUGAUUACGUACCUGCUCGAUGGCAAUCAAAAUGAUGCAGAGCGUAUCAUUGGUGCUUUCUGUCGAAACCACGGAAUUGAAUUGCUGCUUGUCGUAAUUAACCAAAACUAUUCCCGCAUACAAGAAACUUCGUCUGUAGCCACUGUACAAACCGAGAAUAAAACUGCGGAAGCGAACAGAGAAGCAGAUUCUGAAGGGAUUCGUGAACCCGAUACUGCUCCAGCACCGGGCGAAACAGCCUCCCCUGCAAUUGACGAAGUUAAAUUAGUGAGUGAGGAGGACGAGGUCGAUUUGGAAGACGACGAUUCUACAUCUGAGUCGCAACUACCUGACACUCUCAACCUAGCUCUUGAGCAAGAAUUUCAGCAGCGAGUUCACAAUUUGCUGGAAAGUGAGGAGCAACUGUGGAAAUGGAAUUGUCUUGCAUUGGCAUCUAUCGCAAGCGUAAUAAAAUCCAUCCCCUCGGAGGAGCUCGCGCAACUUACAUUGCUAGAGCUCUCGAAGGCUUCCACACCAGAUCAACUGCUGAAUACGCUGCGCAAUGGGCACCAGCUUCGCGACUGUAAGAGAAACAGCGAGAAGUGGCGUUUUGUUGCCAGAAGCCGCAACGGCUCCGUUACCUCGAACGGCAUCUUGGUGCGCGCGAGCGCCGGAAGUUCAAAUGGCGGUCGAGCUAUUGGAAGCGUUUCCGCGUUGCUAGGCUCGCGCAGAAAGGAUCCGCUCGAGGUGAUGAAGGAUAUGGAUCUGCGCAAGCGCGGUCGCUUUAUCAAAGGCAUGUUCCAAGGCGCAACCCUUCAGUGCAACCUGCCUCUUCCAACCAAAAUACAGCUUUCACAGCAGAACAACUCCUUUCUGAGUUUUGGGUUUGAACCGCUGAGUGCCAUGACGUUCAGCAAGCUCCAGGAAAUAGCCAUUAAUGUCGAGCGAGCUACAAAAGAACACAGAGAGGUGGUCGCUGGCUACAAGGGCUCUGGCGAAACGCUCGAGGUGAGCUCGCCCAUCGACACUGUUCUGUACCAAAAAUUGAGGCACGUGCUUAAUUACAUGAGCAUCUGCCGGUGUACGCUUCGCUACGUACGAAUUAUUAUCGAGCAACUAAAGAGCGAACAAAUAUCGUUUCUCUCCGUUUUUCCGCUGCAGUGGCAGAGCAUCUCGUCGGUCAUUUCUCUCACCGACCUCGAGCUUGGAUUCUCGGUACUGCGAUCGUUCCUCGACUGCAAGGAUCUCCGCCGCCGUGAAGAUGUGACGAAUGUUGUGGGGUACUUAUCCGAAAUUCUGCUAGUCCUGAACCUUUUGCUGCAAGGCGACAUUGCGGCUGAUCCGACGGUGGAAGUUGCCGCGCACGCCCUCGCCUCCUCUGUGCUGUACAAGGAGGAGAACAUCAAAGUCGUCUUUGGUCUACUCACCGAAUAUUCGAACAGAGUAAUUGCCGUCCGAAAAGCGCAACAGUUUACCUUGUUUACUUUCUCUGUUUUUCAAUUAAUGGAGAAGUGCAGUUACAAAGGUAAUCUACUUCUGCCCAAACGUCCCAAAAAAACAAAGGAUGAGGGCAGCGUCCCUGUCGGCGAGGCAACAGAGAUGGACGGCGUAGAACACCAAGACGACAACGAAAGCGUUGACUCCGCCACAUUGGAGGAGAUGCAAGAGGAAAUGCUACAAGACAUGGCCGAUAUGAUUAACGACGACGACGUCGACGAUUACCGGAAACAGCGACCUGUUAAAAAAGAAGAGGGUGAGGAAGAGAACAAACGCACCGAUGUGGCAUCUUCAGCGGCUCCCGAUAUUGUCUGUGAAGAAAGUGGAAAUGAACUUCCAGAGCCUGUUUUUGAGCCCGUGGAGGACGCAGCUGCUGCGGAGGAAUAUGAGGUUGGUGGGUCGGAAAGAGCGCUCUCAGAAGGGCGCCCUCCGUCAAUUGCAUCAAGCAGUCGCACAGCUUUGUCGACGAUCAGCUCCGAGCGAGAGGUUUCCGUGAGUGGGUAUUUCCACCGCCUUGCGACACCAAAAAAUAUCAGUCUUAUCUAUUCAGCCCUGCGGCACUGGCGCGUAAAUGACGCGGACGUCAACCUUGCGCUCACCUUCCUCAUGGACGGUCUUGUGCACAACAGCUGCGAAACGGUCUUCUUCAACGUUGCUUUUCUCCUGCUCAUGCGUGAAGUGCUUGUUCACGGAGAAAAAACACACGGCCCUCUUUACGUCAUUUGCGACAAGAUCGUAUACGACUUUUUCAAUCCUUCGUAUGCGAAGAUGCAAGACGCUCGCGCUGGGGCAACCCUUCCCGAUGAGGUGGCAAAUGGAAUGCUGAGCGGCGCGCAAUCCUACCUGGGAUUCGAGGUAUCUCUCCGGUGCUCACGAGCUCUUUUCAACUUCGCCGCCACAGACUACGCGUAUAUGGAAGAGAAAGGCAUGCAGCACCUGAUGGACCACACUGUUAUUCCCCUUCCUGGUGAGACAAGCGAUAGUGGCGCCCUUCGUGGCACAAUGGAGACGAACGCGGCUCUUUUUGCAGCAGUGCCGAGCGCAGCAGACUCUACUUUCAAGCCCUCCUCCCGCCGCAAGCCCCGGAAGACCACGCGGGCUGAGGUUGACAGCGAGGAGGAAGCGGUGAACAGUGCGCCAGAUUCAGAGGAAGUGGCGGAAGUGGAGAACACCGCCACGGAUACUUCACCAGCCGGUGACGACGCUAACAGGCGCAAAAAGAGAAAAGACAAGGCACGAAAGAGUCAUCGGCACCACCAUCGUGAGAAAAAGAAGAGGCGACAUGGGAGCAACGAGGCUGCUGUUGCAGAAAGCACCAGCGACGCAAUGAACUGUCUCGGCGCUUCAUUGAGAUCUGCUGAAGAAAACGAAGACGAGACGGCGGCCGCGGUGUCGCUUCAUGGGUCCAUGGAGGAAACACUUGUCAUCGGGGAGACUCAGUAA
Leptomonas pyrrhocoris is the source of this 4709-nucleotide messenger RNA. RefSeq lists its product as hypothetical. Gene Ontology annotation, molecular function: DNA binding. Gene Ontology annotation, cellular component: replication fork protection complex. Bases 1206 to 4709 code for a protein of 1167 amino acids. Lineage: Eukaryota; Euglenozoa; Kinetoplastea; Trypanosomatida; Trypanosomatidae. The transcript has a single exon. Gene Ontology annotation, biological process: DNA repair; DNA replication checkpoint signaling; replication fork arrest. The record is from RefSeq and is a predicted model, not a curated record.